This is a messenger RNA of Astyanax mexicanus (Mexican tetra), 1272 nucleotides long. RefSeq names its product zinc finger BED domain-containing protein 5-like. The record is from RefSeq and is a predicted model, not a curated record. Bases 1 to 1272 code for a protein of 423 amino acids. The transcript is spliced from 2 exons. NCBI's taxonomy places the organism in Eukaryota, Metazoa, Chordata, Actinopteri, Characiformes, Acestrorhamphidae.
AUGUCGUCUAUUCACGAAAUGCAGCUAUCCAGGAACACCAUUACAAGGCGGUGCGAGACCAUGUCACACGACAUUGAACAGCAGCUGAGAAAUUAUAUUGACACUUGCCUUUGUUUUUCUCUACAAUUUGAUGAAUCGACUGAUGCUGUGGAUGUGGCGCAGUUAUGUGUUUUCAUUCGCAUGGUUUUUGGUGACAUGCCGGCAAAAGAGGAGCUUCUUACAAUUUUGCCUUUGAAAGGGCACACAAGAAGGUCGGAUAUUUUUGACACUUUUAUGGAGUUCGUCAGUAAGUCGCAUUUACCUCUCUUCAAAAUGACAUCUAUAACAACUGAUGGGGCUCCAUCUAUGGUUGGGCGUACUGCUGGAUUCGUUGCUCUUUGCAAACUAUCAGAAUCUUUCCCGGAUUUUUUGAGCUACCACUGCAUCAUUCACCAACAAGGGCUGUGCGGGAAGAUUCUAAAUAUGAAGGAUGUCAUGGACGUGACAAUGAAAAUCGCAUGCUCUGUUCGGGCCAGGAGUUUACAGAGGCGUUUAUUCCGUGCCAAGCUCGAGGAGACAGGUGCAGACCACACCGAUCUGCUGCUGCACACUGACAUCAAUGACUUGUAUCUCGAGCUGCAGGGGAAAGGAAAGCACAUUGCCAACAUAAUCAGUUCAGUGAACGCCUUUAAAACGAAGUUACGGCUGCUGUUAAGCAGGUUGCAAAAGUGUUAUCUAAGAAACUUUCCGCACAUGGAGGCAGAGCUCCGCCAUCAGGGCAAAGACAGUGUGGAACUUGCUCCUUAUGAGCAACAAAUCCAAAACAUUCUGUCGGAGUUUGAGCGCUGGUUUACAGACUUUGCGUCCAUUGAGCCCGUAGCUCAGUUUCUAUGCUUUCCAUUUGGGGAAAAUGUUGAUGUGGAUUGCAUUACGUCCAAAGUAGCCACACUCUUCAGCCUGGACGCCAGUGCUGUUGAGAAUGAAAUUCUCACACUGCAAAAUGAUAUUGAGAUCAAAUCAAGAGCAACACAUGGCAUAAGUGACGAGUUUUGGAACCUGCUGUUGAAAGAAAAGUAUCCAAGCCUCAGACAAUGUGCACUGAAUAUGACUUCCCUUUUUAGAUCAACAUAUUUGUGUGAGUCUGCCUUUUCACACAUGAAAAUUAUCAAGUCGAAGUACAGAACCACAUUGACUGAUGACCACCUCGCAGCCUGUUUAAGGCUGGCGCUCAGCUCCUACUGCCUGGAUUAUGAGAAGCUAGCUGACUCCUCCCAGUGCCAGAAGUCCUACUAA